GUUCGAGAGAGAGAAAGGGCACCAGCAUGCAUACGCUCACUGUUCUCAGCUGUGGUUGCAGGAUGGACAGUUCUCUGAAGUUUCUGUUGCUGUGACUUCUCUGCCCUGAUUACCUGUGACCUGGAAUAACCUGAGAUAGCCCCCUUUGCCGAGCAUGGUGGCGCACACCUUUAAUCCCAGCACUCAGGAGACAGGGGCAGGUGGAUUUCUGAGUUCCAGGCCAGUCUGGUCUCUGGAGCGAGUUCCAGGACAGCCAGGGCUACACAGAGAGAUCCCGUCUCAAGCAGAAACAAAAAGUGACAAUGACAACGAUAACAUCAAAACAAUAAAUAAAAACAGUAAGUGCUUCUCCCCUCGGCUGCUUUUGACAGGGCAUUCCUACCAGAGCAUCAGGAAAGGAAACGAACGGGACAAGUCCUCCGAGUUCCUGCCUCCAGCCAGGAUAUUAGACCGGAGACACUGUGGGUUGAGGACACUCUGAACUGCCUGUUGUGGUGCCGUUCUCCACCUCAGACGGUUGCCCCUCUCCCUCCUUUUGGCUGGCCUCUCUCCAACCAAUAUAAGCCCAGGCUAGAGGCUGGAGAGAAGUCAUGCCUUUCAUGUCAGGCCUUGCAGCCAGCUGGUCCCUGAAGCCCCUGGGACCCCAUGGUGUCACCCAAGCCUUAUGUGCUGUUCUCUUAGCAGUGCUGGUCACGAUGAACGUGGUUCUGGGUAAGUGGCUCCAGGGCAGUGGUUCUCCACCCCAGUCACCUCCACUAAACCAGUACCUGCAUUGCUACCGAUGUCUCCUGGAGACAGAAGAGUUGGGCUGCCUUCUGGGGUCUGACACUUGCCUCACACCUCUGGGCAGCACCUGCGUCACCCUGCACAUAAAGAACAGCAGCGGUUUUAAUGUCAUGGUGAGCGACUGCCGCAACAAGGAGCAGAUGGUGGAUUGCUCCUAUACUCGGGCUUCCCCUGUGUUCGGCUUUUGGAUAUUCUAUCAGUGCUGCUUCCUGGACUUCUGCAACAACCCGAAGAACAGAAAGAACACUAUGCACUAGGACAGCAGGAACCAGCCGCGUCCGUCCAGCCGCCCUCCGGAUUUCCAUCUGAGCCCUUCCGGGGACGACUCCAAAACCCUCACAGUAGCCCUCCCUGACUCUCGUAUCCUCGGCCUCACGCUGGCCUCCCCUCUCUGUCCCUACCCACAAUGCUCUCCUACCUUCAUUUUGUCCAGCCCCCUCUUUUGUCCAAAGUACCCAGGCGUUCCCCCAAAAUAAAACAGUAUGCAAAGUGGUUUUUUUUUUUUGUCUCCUCUGAUGGAGGUGAAGCUACCCAAUCAUGGGGCUCCUCUACUGACCCAGCCCUGGACGUAUACAAUUGAAGAGGGACUGGAAG
Molecule: messenger RNA, 1380 nt
Organism: Rattus norvegicus (Norway rat)
Lineage: Eukaryota; Metazoa; Chordata; Mammalia; Rodentia; Muridae
Source: RefSeq, a predicted model, not a curated record